UAUAUUUUAAAUCAUGAAUGGGCUAACACUGAGAAUAAGCAGUACCGGAAAAAACAAAAUAAAACCAACAGCAACUUUUAAUACAGUGUGUAUUCCUGAUAAUUUGGCAACAGAAAUUGCAAAAAAAAAUGAAAAGUUUAAAGAGUUUAUCAAAUCCAACGAAAAGAAACAACUUGAACUGCUGAGGGAACUAUCAUACCCAAUUAAGUAUGACCUGGGAACAUGUAAUGAGUUGGACACUCUGGAGCUUUUCGCUAUUGUAUUUCUAUAUUCAGAGUCUAAGCACCCAGCACAAUGUUUCGUUUUAAGAUUUGUCUCAAAUAAGGAAUCCCUUCUUGAACCUUUCACGGAGGCAUUAAUCAAGCAGAUUGAUCCCUUACUAUCGAGAGAACACAGCAGUUACACAUGUUACAAGUCGACCGUAGAACAGAUUUGCUGUUGCAUUGACAAUGAGCCGGGAAGUAUUGCUCUGAGGGCACUAGAAGUGCAAGUUAUGGAAUACCUUAACAACUGUCUUGUGUGUUGUGUUGGUGCUUUAAGAGAAAACAAUUUAGACUCAGUGGACAAAAAUGAUUUAUUUGCAAUUGUCCACACUACCUUUAGGAUAUUAUUGUUUCUUGUACAAAAGAUUAGUGACGAGAACCAUUGUACAGUAGACUCUAUGUUGAGUAGUAUAGAGUCUUCUGUUGUAGAGCUAUUAAAAGAACUAGAAACGCCUAUGGACACAAAAUCAGUUGGCAGUAUUUUAUUCGUAACACUGUAUAUUAAAAAGAAUAGACCAGAUUCUUGGCAAGAUAUUAUUGGACAGCCAAACAACGAGAAACUUUCAGAAAUAUUAGCGAAUGAAUCAGUGAAACUUAGUCUAGUUAGUGGCGUAGCUACAGUAGUGUCUACACCAGAAUUGUACUCCACAUUGGUUAAUGAUGAAGCGGCCAUGUUGACUCUAACUGAUGCGAUUAUAAGAGUCGGUGAAACAAUGUCAUGCGACACAGUAGUGUUACUGGGCGUGGCGCGGGCGCUGUGCGCGGUCAGCCGGACACUCGGCGACAGCGGGCGCUGGGGCGUCCCACUUGUGGGCAAACUGCUGCCCUUCGUGUGGGCACACCUGGAGCACAGCGUGGACAGCGUGGGACAUCUGUGUGCCACCGCGCUGGGAAAUAUUGUCGGAUACUGUGUGGGGUUGAAUAAAAAAGGUGACGGCGCACCACUGAGCGCGCUAGUAACAGCUCUACGCGGGUUGGAGCGGACCCGCAAGAGCUUGUACCUCGGCGUGUCGGCGCUGGCCAAGGAGCUGGGUGCCGUCACCGUGCUGCAGCUGAUGCCGGGCCUGAUCGAGCAGACCCUGGACCUGCUGAACUUCCAGCCGGUGCAGGCUAGUGCUCUGAACUGUCUGGACAAGCUGCUAGAGAGUCACGUGCGCAGCGCCCCCCGCGCGGCUGUGCAGGGGGCGUGGCUGGCGCCGCUGCUGCGAGCGGCCGCGCGCGACGCCUCCCCCCUGCCGCAGCGGCUGCUGGUCCGCGCCGCGCAGCUCGAUACAGACCUCCUGGACUACAUAAUGGACUACGCGAGGGAAGUAUGUGACGCAGACGACUUAAGUAGCGAAGAACUCAAACAAGCGUUGACGCUGCUGGCGGUAUGUCGCAAGUGUGGGGCCUUUAUCGAGGACCCACUCGACAAAGACGACGCUACUGAAGAAGGUAACGAAGUCCCUGAAAGCGAGGAUAAUGACACCCCUGAGAACGAAGAAAGUUGCGCUCCUGAGGGCAAGGACGCCCAUGAGUCUAAAGAUAACUUCAUUCAUCUUCAUCAUCACACUUAUAAAUCCCACGGGACUAAAGAUAGUAAACCUGAAUUGAAAGAAGUUACCCCUGAGGACCUUGAUGAAGCCCUAGAGAGUGAUGAUGAUAAGUGGAAGGGCGUACUCAGCUAUACCGUGUUGGAUCGUGCCGCGCUAGAUCCCCUACAGGAGAACCGCGUGCUAGCGCUAUCGCUGGUGUCGGAGUCCCCGCGCAGCACGGAGCCGCUGUCGGCGCGCGAGCUGCACUGGGCGCUGCGGUACAUGUCCCACAACAUCGCCGCCCAGUCGCCCAACUUCAGGCAUCACGUGAUGGGACUCGUUAAGAAGUUACUCAGCCGCGUCGAGGAAGGCUACGCGGCAUUGCGGCGUGCGCGCCGACCCGCUCGCCACUGUUUGGCGUUCAUUGAGAAGUUAAUCGCUGUGUGCUUCCGGAGUCUCCUACCCGGGGCCAACUACGGCCGCCGACAGAUGGCGCUGCAGGUGUUGACAUGGAUAUGCGACGCUCUGACGGCGCCGGCGACGGACAUCAAGUUGGAGUCCAUCAACCAGUGGGUGUACCGGCGACCACUCCUGGCCCAGGACCACAGCGACGCCAAAUUGCCUGGGCUAUGGCGUCAGGAGUACAUAGAAAUACUGCUGCAGCAUCUUGACGACAGCUACGAUACCAAUAAGCGAAUGGCGCUGGAGAUGCUGCAUAAAUGUCCCAUAGAACUGUUUACGACAAAGUACUCGACGAGCCUAGACUUUUCGGACAUACUACAGCAGGCGUCGUCAGUCCGCCCCUCGGAGUGCGUCGCCGCCGCGCACAAGAUGGAGCUGCUGCUGUACCGGCUGCCCGACGCCGUGCCUGCCGCCGACAGCGAGGCCACCGUGCCAGCGCAAUACGUGCGGUACCCGGUACGCCACCGCGCGGUCAUAGCUACGUUGAGUGUGGUGCGAGCACAACUACAACAGCUGCGUAUGUCGCUGUUACACGCUCGCGACGCGCCGCUACACGGCGUGUUGCACGUGUUGCGGACGUUGUUACUGCUGCGGCCCGGGGAGCUGUCUUUCCUCAGCGUCCUAGAUGAAAACCCGCAAUGGCGGGUCGUCACAGAAGAGAUACUGGAGCUAUGCUACGAGGUGAGCGCUGUCGUCGCGCCCGUCGUCAACAGCGCGUCGCCCGAGGGACACCUCCCCAUGGACGCCACGCCCCUUGAGGAUAGCGAUGGUGUCGUGCAAUUCGACGGGCGGCACGUUACUGCACAGAUGGUGCUGCUCUGCGCCUGGAGGACCGUUAGAGAGGUUUCCCUAAUCCUUGGGCACAUAGCGUCACAAGUGUGGUCGUGGUCGACGGAGCCGGCCAACCUGCCCCUGUCCCGGCUGUACGAGAUCGGAGCUCACUUCACGUCGCUGCUCACGGAGCUCAAACACCGCGGCGCCUUCGAGCAGGCGUACGUCGGCUACACCGUCAUGCUGGCCAGUCUGUGGAAGCAUCGCGAGCCGCCGAUGCGCGAGAUACCCGCCGCAUGGCUCGACCAGCUCAUGGACGCCAUCGCCAGCGGCGAGACGAACUUGUGUGCGACGCGGCGCAGCGCCGGCCUGCCUUUCAUGAUACAGGCGCUCGUAACAACAGAGCUGGCGGCGGGUGGGCGGCGCUGGGCGGAGUGCGUGACGCGCCUCCUGCGUCUCGGCAGCACCGGCGCGGCGGACACGCGCGUGCACUGCGCGAACGUGCUGCGCGCGCUGUUCCGCUGCGGCGCGCUGCACGACCACCUCGCGCCGCACGCGCCCGCUGCGCUGCUGCUGGCGUUGCGCGGCUUCAGAGCUGAUACUUGGAGCGAGCGCAACUCAUCGACGUUGCUGUUCGCGGCGCUCGUAGUGUGGACGUUCGGCGUGCAACGUUCGCGCGACGCGGACGCGCUGUGCUCGCGCAACACCAUGACGGGCCGCAUGUUCUUCCAGCGCUUCCCCCAGCUCUACGACCACAUGCUGAACGAGCUGCGUGAGAUGACUUCGGCAGCGGAUUGUAUGUCGCGCGGCGCGCAGUUCCCAGUGCUGCUGCUGUUGGCACGCCUGCACCCCUCGCCGCUAGAGGGCACUGCAACCAACCUCAAGGUGUCGUCAUUCGUGCCGCUGGUGCGUGCGUGCGGUGCGGGCGCGGCGCGGGCGGCGCGGCGACUGGCGGCGCGCGCGCUGCCACCUCUGUUAGCGCCGGGAACCUACCUGCCGGCCAUACUGGAGAUGUUGUCGUGCGCGUGCGACGCGCGCCAGCGUACUAAUUAUCGCCACGGUACUAUACUACAGCUAACAAAGAUAUUCGAAGCGAAGGCCGACAUACUGAGUACAGAGGAGUUGUCUGACGUCGCGCUGUUGUCGUCACUGCGGGCUGCGGUGUCGCUGCUGCGGCAGGCGCGGGGGGCGAAGCCCUGUUACGUGCUAGCUGAUGAUUAUAUUAAGAUGAUCAAUAGUGUUGUCGCCAGGUACUACUCCUUAUUGGACUCUGAAUUCGUCACUGAGAUUAGAAACGAAUUGUACGAACUACUGUUUGUGACCGAGAAGCAAAAGUACCACCCGGGCAUGCAGCUGUGCUUAGCGAAUGCCGCCUCUACGUACUUCGUCCUAACGCACAUUUUAGAUAAAACACAUGAGAUCUUGGACUUCGUACAUAAAUGCCUGAAACAUGAUAUAUACGAAGUGGUUCUAUCUGCGCUAAACUAUCUACUAAUAGUGAACAACAUGCUCGAAAUCGAAGACAAGUUUCAGGAGCAUUUAAAGGUUUUGUGCGAGAAAUCCAACAUGGCCACCAAGCUAGUAAUAGGAGAGCAGAUUUUUGAGGAUCUUGAAGAGAUUUUAAAAACGAAUAGAUACUUGGAAUGCCAACAGAAAGCGCUUCAAGUUUUGACUCUAAAUGAGGGUACUCAGGAAUAUAUCAUUCGAGGGAAAAACCGCCAAAUUGAGCUCACAGAUGGCGCUAUUAUUGAUACCCUAACGGACUUCAUAGAAACUGAACAUGAAAAUUUCACACAUAAUUACUUGCAGAGUUUAACCAGUUUUGUGUCUAAAAGGAUGUCGGAGAAUGCUGUGGAUGAUAAAAAGCUGUUGGAAAUAAUAAGGACGAUAUUCGCUUGCACUACCUCGGACAAUAGUGAAGAAACCAGAACAGUAGUUGUUCAGUUCAUGGAGAGUUCCUACAAGACGCUGUUCGAUGCGAGUCUGGACGGAUUAAAAGAGGAUGAAAGGUUCGAAUUCCGCGCUAUCCUCUACUCCACACUGAUCAUGAUCGUGGAAGACGAGAGCCCCGCCCUGUGUCAGCGUGGGGCGGGAGUGGUAGGGCGGGUCACCGGGUCCGCCCUCGCCAGCGCUGAGCUCAUGAUGGAGAGCAUCCGGGACGUCGCCAUGUACACCCUGCUCGCGCUGCUAGACUUCCGGACCGUGGUACAGAUGUCUGAUGUUAAUGAUGAGUGCCGAGUGUUCGACCAAAACGAACGCCACAACGCAUACUUCGAGGAGACGUUUUGGACGCGCACGUGCGUGGAGGCGAUCAAGCGGACACGCACAGUACAGGACCCAGUUACAUUCGUGAAGGAAAUAUCGCAGGACCCCAGAUAUAAGGCCGCUUUUACAUCACUGUGUGGGGAUAAUGUUGACGAUAUUAUAACAGAGCGAAGCGGUAGUGAUGUGAACCCCAAAUUGAGAGUUUUUAUUGAUACGUUUAUGAGUUGAUGGUCUAUAAUCUACGAAUAAUAAAAACUAAGGAUACAUAA
Messenger RNA from Aricia agestis (brown argus), 5544 nucleotides. RefSeq lists its product as uncharacterized. Gene Ontology annotation, cellular component: cytosol. The record is from RefSeq and is a predicted model, not a curated record. The transcript is spliced from 28 exons. Gene Ontology annotation, biological process: tRNA methylation. Bases 14 to 5503 code for a protein of 1829 amino acids. NCBI's taxonomy places the organism in Eukaryota, Metazoa, Arthropoda, Insecta, Lepidoptera, Lycaenidae.